UGGAAGUCACUCGGGCCACCGGAGCUGGCGGCGUCUCCAGCGAGCAGCGCGGGGCCGGACGCCGCGGUCGUGGGGCCCGCAGGGCACGCAGCGAAGACGCCCAGAUGUACAGUCUUUGACGUCGGCUCUCCGGGGACCCUCCAGGACCAUUAGUGUUGAGAACUACUGAGGCAUGGCUGGGGAGACACCCUUGCUGCCCGCUCUGCCCUGCUGAGCCGCUGUGUCCCGAGCCCCCAGGACAGCCCCUGCCUCCUGAGGUUGUCCUGGCUCAGCUGUCCACAGCGAUGGUGGAGAACUGGACUGCACAGGCUCACAACCUUCGCAUCUGGUUUCAGGGGCCAGCAUCCUUCAUCCUGGGCCUGGCGGCCCUGAACAAUGGCUGAGGGCCAGGGGACCCCAUAGAGCUACACCUCAGCUUCCAGGGCCCAGCAGCACUCCAGUGCCCGUGGACUAUGACCACUUAUCGGCCCCUUCCCAGUGAUGGCGUGGACCUGGCAGCCAGCUGUGGGGCCAGAGCUGCUGACGUCCUGCCUGGGCCACACACGGGGGACUACACUCCCGUGGGAUUCUGGGCCCAAAAUGGCAGCAUGUCCCAGCCCCUUGGUGAGAACCCAGCCACCUCUACCACCCGCCCCAGCCCCACCACCCCAGCGAUGCCCAAGAUGGGCGUGCGUGCAAGAGUGGCCGACUGGCCGCCCAAGCGGGAGGCCCUGAGAGAGCAGAACAACCCGAGCCCCUCCCAGGAUACAGAUGGCGUGAAGGCCACCAAGGUGGCCCAUUCCAUGAGGAGCGUACAGAACGGGCAGCCUCCCGCCAGCACCCCGGCUUCCUCAGGGUCCAGAGCCUUCCACCGGCUCUCCAGGAGAAGGUCCAAAGAUGUGGAAUUCCAGGACGGGUGGCCGCGGUCCCCCGGCAGGGCCUUCCUCCCCCUGCGGCACCGCAGCAGCAGCGAGAUCACCCUUAGCGAGUGCGACGUGGAGGACACGGGGGAGCCGCGGGGCCCCCGGCACACGGGCGCGUUGCCCCUCUUCCGCGAGUACGGCAGCACCUCGUCCAUCGACGUGCAGGGCGUGCCGGAGCAGAGCUUCUUUGACAUUCUGAAUGAGUUCCGCAAUGAGCAGCCCGAGGCCCGCGGCUCCCAGGCGCUCACCGAGCUCCUCCGGGCAGAUCCCAGCCCGCAUCUGGCGGGGGGCGGCUGCGGAGCCAAGGGGGACCCCCGCAACGGGCAGCCCGGCAAGGACAGUCUCCUCCCGCUGCAGCCCAUGAAGGAGAAGGAGAAGGCCCGGAAGAAACCUGCGCGGGGCCUGGGCGGCGGGGACACGGUGGACUCGUCCAUCUUCCGCAAGCUGCGGAGCAGCAAGCCUGAAGGCGAGGCGGGCCGGUCCCCGGGGGAGGCGGAGGAGGGGCGCAGCCCCCCGGAAGCCAGUCGGCCCUGGGUGUGCCAGAAGAGCUUUGCGCACUUUGACGUGCAGAGCAUGCUGUUCGACCUCAACGAGGCGGCCGCCAACAGGGUGGCGGUGGCGCAGCGGCGCAACACCACCACGGGCGCCUCCGCGGCGUCGGCCGCCUCGGCCAUGGCCUCCCUGGCGGCGUCGCGGGCGCACAGCCUGGGCGGCCUGGACCCCGCCUUCACCAGCACAGAGGACCUGAACUGCAAGGAGAACCUGGAGCAGGACCUGGGCGAUGACAACAGCAACGAGCUGCUGCUCAGCUGCCCGCACUUCCGCAACGAGAUCGGCGGCGAGUGCGAGCGCAACGUGAGCUUCUCCCGGGCCUCCGUGGGCUCCCCGGGGGGCAGCGAGGGCCCCCUGGCCGAGCCCAGCCUGAGCUCCUACCGCACCAACGCCAGCAUCUCGGUGCUGGAGGUGCCCAAGGAGCAGCAGAGAACGCAGAGUCGACCCCGGCAGUACAGCAUCGAGCACGUGGACCUGGGCGCCCGAUACUACCAGGACUACUUCGUGGGCAAAGAGCAUGCCAAUUACUUUGGUGUGGAUGAGAAGCUGGGGCCCGUGGCCGUGAGCAUCAAGCGGGAGAAGCUGGAAGACCACAAAGAUCACGGACCUCAGUACCAGUACAGGAUCAUCUUCCGGACCCGCGAGCUCAUCACCCUGCGGGGCUCCAUCCUGGAAGACGCCACGCCCACAGCCACGAAGCAUGGGACUGGACGGGGCCUACCGCUGAAGGAUGCGCUGGAGUAUGUCAUCCCUGAGCUCAACAUCCACUGCCUGCGGCUGGCUCUCAACACUCCCAAGGUGACGGAGCAGCUCCUGAAGCUGGACGAGCAAGGGCUCUGCCGGAAGCACAAGGUGGGCAUCCUCUACUGCAAGGCAGGCCAGAGCUCCGAGGAGGAGAUGUACAACAACGAGGAGGCCGGCCCUGCCUUCGAGGAGUUCCUCUCCCUCAUCGGCGAGAAGGUCUGCCUCAAGGGGUUCACCAAGUACGCUGCCCAGCUGGACGUCAAGACCGACUCCACGGGAACCCACUCCCUCUACACGACGUACCAGGACUACGAGAUCAUGUUCCACGUCUCCACCCUGCUCCCUUACACCCCCAACAAUAGGCAGCAGCUCCUGAGGAAGAGGCACAUAGGCAACGACAUAGUGACGAUCAUCUUCCAGGAGCCCGGAGCGCUGCCCUUCACCCCCAAGAACAUCCGCUCGCACUUUCAGCACGUCUUCAUCAUUGUCCGCGUCCACAACCCCUGCACUGACAGCGUCUGCUACAGUAUGGCUGUGACCCGAUCCAAAGACGCUCCUCCCUUCGGCCCCCCGAUCCCCGCUGGAACCCCCUUCCGCAAGUCCGACGUCUUCAGAGACUUCUUGCUGGCCAAGGUGAUUAACGCUGAGAACGCUGCGCACAAGUCCGACAAGUUCCACACCAUGGCCACCAGGACCCGCCAGGAAUACCUCAAGGACCUGGCCGAAAACUGUGUCUCCAGCACGCCCAUUGACUCCUCUGGCAAAUUCAACCUCAUCUCCCUGACCUCCAAGAAAAAGGAGAAGACAAAGGCGCGGGCAGGCGCCGAGCAGCACAGCGCGGGGGCCAUCGCCUGGAGGGUGGCAGCUCAGGACUAUGCCCAGGGGGUAGAAAUUGACUGCAUUUUGGGAAUUUCCAAUGAAUUCGUGGUGCUCCUGGACCUACGCACAAAGGAAGUGGUGUUCAACUGCUACUGUGGGGAUGUCAUUGGCUGGACCCCAGACUCCUCAACGCUGAAAAUCUUCUAUGGACGAGGGGACCACAUCUUCCUACAGUCCACAGAGGGUUCUGUAGAGGACAUCCGGGAAAUUGUACAGAGACUAAAGGUGAUGACCAACGGUUGGGAGACUGUGGACAUGACCUUGCGGCGGAACGGGCUUGGGCAGCUGGGCUUCCACGUGAAGUACGAUGGGACAGUGGCUGAGGUGGAGGACUACGGGUUUGCCUGGCAGGCCGGCCUCCGGCAAGGCAGCAGGCUGGUGGAAAUCUGCAAGGUGGCUGUGGUCACAUUGACCCACGACCAGAUGAUUGACCUGCUGCGCACCUCUGUCACCGUGAAGGUGGUCAUCAUCCCCCCUUUUGACGACGGCACACCCCGGAGGGGCUGGCCGGAGACCUAUGACAUGAAUACCUCGGAGCCCAAGACAGAGCCAGAAAGCAUCCUCCCGGGGGGCCGGCCCCCCUACCGCAGCAAUGCUCCCUGGCAGUGGAGCGGGCCUGCAUCCCACAACUCUCUCCCGGCCUCCAAGUGGGCUGCUCCGGCCACCCCUGGCCAUGCCCAGUCCCUGAGCCGGCCCCCGAAGCAGACCCCCAUGGUCCCCUUCCGGGAGUCGCAGCCACUGCACAGCAAGAGGCCUGUCAGCUUCCCAGAAACCCCUUACACAGCAUCACCAGCAGGGGCCGACAGAGUCCCUCCCUACCGACAGCCUUCUGGGAGCUUCUCCACCCCCAGCUCGGCCACCUACACAAGAUACAAGCCAUCGCCAGAAAGGUACGCGGCUGCCCCACACCCACUGCUGUCUUUUGAUCCCCACUUCGGCCACGAUGGGACAUCCAGUGGCGACUCCUCCUCAGGUGGGCUGACCAGUCAGGAGAGCACCAUGGAGCGCCAGAAGCCAGAGCCUUUGUGGCAUGUGCCAGCCCAGGCACGGCUCUCAGCCAUGGUUGGAAGCAGCGGGAGCAAGCACGCCUCCAGGCAGGAUGCAGCAGGCAAAGAUUCCCCCAACAGACAUUCCAAAGGAGAACCUCAAUACUCGAGUCAUUCCAGCAGCAAUACGCUCUCCAGCAACGCGUCCAGCAGCCACAGUGACGACCGCUGGUUCGACCCUCUGGACCCCCUGGAACCAGAGCAAGACCCCCUCUCCAAGGGCGGCUCCAGUGACAGCGGCAUUGAUACCACCCUCUACACCUCCAGCCCCAGCUGCAUGUCCCUGGCCAAGGCACCUCGGGCCACCAAGCCACACAAGCCCCCAGGAAGUAUGGGCCUUUGUGGCGGGGGACGCGAGGCCACCGGAAGGUCCCAGCACACGGACAGACGGCGGGAGGUGUCACCGGCCCCUGCAGUUGCUGGCCAGGGCAAGGGCUACCGACCGAAGCUAUACUCCUCAGGCUCCAGCGCCCCCUCUGGCCUGGCAGGGGGCAGCCGGGACCCACCAAGGCAGCCCAGUGAGAUGGGUUCACGGGCUGGCUACCCGGCUCAGGUUUACAAAACUGCCAGCACAGAGACUCCCCGGCCCUCCCAGCUGACCCAGUCCAGCCCCUUCCAGCUCUCCACCUCUGUCCCCAAGUCCUUCUUCUCCAAGCAACCGGUGCGCAAUAAGCACCCAACGGGGUGGAAGAGAACAGACGAGCCCCCACCACGGCCGCUCCCCUUCAGUGACCCAAAGAAGCAGGUGGACGCGAACACAAAGAACGUCUUCGGGCAGCCGCGCUUGAGGGCGUCCCUCCGAGACCUGCGGUCUCCCCGGAAGAACUACAAAUCCACCAUAGAGGACGACCUGAAGAAGCUCAUCAUCAUGGACAACCUGGGCCCAGAGCAGGAGCGAGACGCAGGGCAGUCGCCACAGAAGAGCCUACAGAGGACACUGUCAGACGAGAGCCUGUGCAGCGGGCGCCGGGAGCCCAGCUUCGCCAACACUGCCAGCCUGGAGCCAGGGCUGCCCAGCGACGUGCUCUUCACCAGCGCCUGCGCCUUCCCAGCCAGCACGCUGCCCGCCCGCCGCCAGCACCAGCACCCCCUCCCGCCCGGCGGUGGCGGCCCCAGCGCCAUCCCUGCUGCGGGCAACGGCUUCCUGGAGAAGAAAUCCACCAUCUCGGCCUCAGAACUGUCGCUGGCUGACGGGCGGGACCGGCCCCUGCGGCGCCUCGACCCCGGGAUGAUGCCACUGCCCGACACGGCUGCUGGUCUCGAGUGGUCCAGCCUGGUCAACGCGGCCAAGGCAUAUGAAGUGCAAAGAGCCGUCUCGCUCUUCUCUCUAAAUGACCCAGCCCUGAGCCCGGACAUCCCACCUGCACACAGUCCGGUCCACAGCCACCUGAGCCUGGAGAGGGGGCCCCAGACCCCCAGGACCACCCCCACCAUGAGCGAGGAGCCGCCCCUGGACCUGACAGGCAAGGUGUACCAGCUGGAAGUGAUGCUGAAACAGCUGCACACGGACCUCCAGAAGGAGAAGCAGGACAAAGUGGUGCUGCAGUCGGAGGUGGCCAGCCUGCGCCAGAACAACCAGCGGUUGCAGGAGGAGUCGCAGGCUGCCAGCGAGCAGCUGCGCAAGUUCGCGGAGAUCUUCUGCAGGGAGAAGAAGGAGCUCUGAGGGGGAGAGGCCGCGGCCCCCAGCACCCCGCCCUCCACCCAGCCCCUGGCAGGUCACCUGCAGGCCUGACCGAGAUAAUCCACCCAGGGCCCUGGCACCUGGACCUCCCCCACGGACUUGGAAACCCCAGGCUGGCAGUGGGAGCCAAAGGAGCCCUCACCAUGGCUGCGAGCCUGGGUCUGCUCAGGGUCCUGCAGCUCCAGAGGGUGACACAGUCUCCGCCUCCCUCUGAGGGCAAGACCGUGCCCACACUGCCCCCGAGGGCCCACUGUGCUGGGCCCUCGGCGGCCUCUUCUAGGCCUGGAAACCGGAAGCCAGAGGACGGGGAGGGGAGCCGGAGGCAGUCUCUUCACCACGGACAACCGAGUGCGGGCUCGCACAACCGAGUGCGGGCUCGCGGGCCCAGGAAGAAUGCACCUUGGAAGCAGAACCCCCCCCCCCCAACAGGGAGGCGAGGGCCCCGGGGGGAACAGGCAGGACUCCUCACUCCACAGUGUGCCAGCUCCAAAGAGCACGGAGGCAUGGCUUCCCGACCCCUCCUCCCGCCGCGCAGCCAGGAGCACUUUCUUAGAAUUUAAAUUAUUUUCUGGAGGGCCCCAGGAUGGAGAGGAAACCCCAGCCUCCAGAGUCGGCUUCUUCGAGAGAGAAGCUCUGUUUGUACAACUGGACGGGUUCUACGAUCCUUUUCUCCCAGCUCCUCUCCCGCCACCGGAGGCCACAGCGCCUGGGCUCCCAGCUGCUGACCUGCCUCCCAGCUGGCUCCCUCCUCCCCCUCCUCCUCCCCUCCUCUCUCCCCCUCCCCCCCUCCCCCUCUGCACACCAUGCCCAGCCCUGACCAGCAGCCACGGCCGGGCCUCCUCCUCGGGGCUCCAAGUUCAGAGCUGGAGAGAAACAGCCUUCAUCUCUCACCUGGUUUUGUUUUCUUUGUAAGCCUCCCAGCCCGUCUCCGCCGCCAGACACCCUCACUGUGCCCCCAGGACCCCGCGAGCCGCCCACUCUUGACCGGCAAUGAGGGGCAGCAAGCCGGCGCGCACCAUGCUGUUCACCCAGGAAACAGAGUUGCUUUUUUUCCUUCCUUAAAAACAAACAAAAAAUAUAUAUAUAUAUUUAUUUUUUCAUGUAGAGUUGCGCCAGAACAAGUCUGUAUGGCCACAGUCUGUGGACUCCCCCAACCUCAGCUGAGGACCGAGGCGUGUGCCCCGCUGGCUGGGGGCGGUGGCAGGAUUCAGGGGGACAGUCGGCGGGCAGGCAGGCAGCUUCCCUUUCAGGAAAGCACCAGCUUGGGUUGGCUCAGAGCAUCGCACUCUGGCGCCAGGUGGUGCAGUCCCUGUGCAGAGGCCCUGCUGUGUGCCACCUUCUCUCCAGGGUGCGGCGCCUCAGAGGAGGGGGCUCUGGGGACUGCACCAGGCCAAGGUGCCGGCUGGAGGGGUGGGGCGAGGGCAGGGGGCAGCCAUUGUGUCUGGAGAAGGAAGCCUCAGCCCUGUGGUGUCCUGCCCCGCCUGUGCCCAGCAGCCAUCCUCAGCCUGGCCGCCUACUGUGCCGUCUUCCUCCCCGCUCCCUCCCCCCUCCCCGUCUCCAGCCCUGCCCCACCCUUUCUCGGACCCUCACCUGAUCCUUUGCUUCCUUCUUUUUAAUUGUCUCCUCACGUCUUCAGAUCAUUCUAAUCAUUUGGGGACCUAAUCAUGUACAUUGACAAGGGUAAAUUAUGAUUUCCGGUUUUGUUUUCUGUUAUUUUUAAAGAAUUUUUGCAAAACAAAUCUAUUUAAUUUGAGCUUAUUCUAUCUGAUGGCUGAAGAUAGCAGCGGAUUUUUUCAUAUGUUGAUUUAUUUCAUUUGGAUUUUUUAUUCUCUAUUGUCUUUCUUCCCCCUCCCCCUUCCCCAAACCCUGUCUUGAGAAUUUUCUGGCAUGUUUCUGGAGGUUUCAAAGGAAAUAAAUGUUUCAUAGAAAUGGUUUGUG
Messenger RNA from Lepus europaeus (European hare), 7742 nucleotides. It is a transcript of the gene SIPA1L3, whose product is annotated as signal induced proliferation associated 1 like 3. Gene Ontology annotation, molecular function: GTPase activator activity; protein binding. The record is from RefSeq and is a predicted model, not a curated record. Lineage: Eukaryota; Metazoa; Chordata; Mammalia; Lagomorpha; Leporidae. Bases 453 to 5786 code for a protein of 1777 amino acids. Gene Ontology annotation, cellular component: Golgi apparatus; cytoplasm; plasma membrane. Gene Ontology annotation, biological process: activation of GTPase activity; establishment of epithelial cell polarity; epithelial cell morphogenesis. The transcript has 22 exons.